This is a messenger RNA of Necator americanus (New World hookworm), 1758 nucleotides long. RefSeq lists its product as uncharacterized. The transcript has 10 exons. Lineage: Eukaryota; Metazoa; Nematoda; Chromadorea; Rhabditida; Ancylostomatidae. Bases 1 to 1758 code for a protein of 585 amino acids. The record is from RefSeq and is a predicted model, not a curated record.
AUGCGAGCUGUUCUUUGCGUGUUGACGUUCACCGCGCUAAAAGUUGUUCUUGGACAAUACGAUCCAUAUUUGCCACCAGACUUCCCAGAAAUUGGUGGAUUUACGGCACCACCACCUACUUCCACUGUUACUACUCUUGCUAAUACUACUCCUGCUAAAACUACAUACCUGUUUCCAACAACGGCAGCAGGAACAACUUUUUCAGUGCCUGCAACAUCUCCACCAGUUCCAACCUCUUCAGCGCCUCCACCAGCUCCAAGCUCUUCAGCGCCUCCGCCAGGUCCAAGCUCUUCAGCGCCUCCAGCACCUCCAGGGUCUUCAGCACCUCCAGCAGAUCCAGAGUCUUCAGCACCUCCAGAGCCUUCAUCACCUCCACCAGCUCCAGAGUCUCCAGCACCUUCACCAGCUGCAAGGUCUUCAACAUCUCCACCGACUUCGGAAUCUUCAGUGCCUCCAUGGUCUCCAGCUCGUACACCAUUUCCGGGGCCAUCAGAACCUCCAGCUCCCUCAGUACCUCCACCACCACCUCCAGCUCCCGCACCACAGCCAGCACCUACACCUCCCCCACCUCCAGUUCCCGCACCACAGCCAGCACCUCCACCUCAUCCACCUCUCCCACCACCUCCACCACCUCCUGCUCCCGCGCCAGGCCCUCCAGUACCUCCACCAUUUGUACCACCGCAACCACAACCGCCUAACCGUAGACCAUGGCCAAGGCCGCACUGUGGGAACCCUCGCCUUACAGACACACAGAGAGGAAUUUUUCUCGACAUACAUAACAAUUACAGGAGUAGUUUAACAGGAGGUCAGGAGGUGAACAAUGGUCACGGAUUCGCUCCAACACCAGCUCGGAUGUAUCGCAUGCAAUAUAACUGUGAUGCGGAAUCAUACGCUCAGCAACAUGCGAGCACAUGCAAUGGCAGAAGACUGGACCCAAUACAUCACCGCAAUGCAAGAAUGGUGGUAUCAGCUGAGAAGGAAUGGGAUGAGAAGGGAUAUGUGGUUCACCCAGAAAGAACGCGAACGACAUCUAAAUAUUCGGAGCUGGUCAAGGGACAAGGUGACGAUCCCCUUAUACCACCACCAUUUCCAGAUGAUCCACCACUACUACCGCCGCCACAACCAGGUGAGGAUGCUCUUUCUUCAUCAUUUCUUGCUAUUACUGCUCCUUCAUUGCCAACACCACAAAUUAAACAGAUACCUUCAGUGCCUCCACAACCUCCAGCCCCUGCACCACCUCCAGCUCCCGCACCACCUCCAGCUCCUGCACCACCUCCAGCUCCGGCACCACCAGCUCCUGCACCACCUCCAGCUCCCGCACCACCUCCAGCUCCCGCACCACCUCCAGCUCCCGCACCACCUCCAGCUCCUGCACCACCUCCAGCGCCUGCACCACCUCCAGCUCCUGCACCACCUCCAGCUCCUGCACCACCUCCUGCUCCUGCACCACCUCCUGCUCCUGCACCACCUCCACCACCUCCAGCUCCUGCACCACCUCCACCACCUCCUGCUCCUGCACCACAGCCAGUACCUCCACCACCUCCACCACCACAGCAACCACAACCGCCUAACCGUAGACCAUGGCCAAGGCCGCACUGUGGGAACCCUCGCCUUACAGACACACAGAGAGGAAUUUUUCUCGACAUACAUAACAAUUACAGGAGUAGUUUAACAGGAGGUCAGGAGGUGAACAAUGGUCACGGAUUCGCUCCAACACCAGCUCGGAUGUAUCGUAUGGUAUAUGAUGAUGCUAAUUAA